AACGUAUUCAGUAGUACAUAUCACUUCUUACAAAAUUACAGUUUGUUUCCAGUUUCCUAACUGCAGUUUAUGGAAGUCCCCCUAGAAUCCCUAAGACAUCGAAUCACCAUGGAUUCAUCAGAGCAACAGGAGACAGUCAGCGUUCCAGGUGGUUGCGUUGUUAAGGAUUGCAAGCGUUGGCAGGAUGUCGUUGCAGUGAUUUUGAAUGUGCUUAUGACGCUCUUUUUUUACUUUUUCGACGUGUUCUACGUAAUGCCGCAAUUUUUGGGAAUCUUUGGACAGACGGUUCAUUUUCUGGUUAGCACUUGGAUAGUCUACAACAUACUAGGAAAUUUAAGGGCCUGCAUCGGGACGAUGAACUCGGUGUACACCUUGCCACCGGAAAUGCAACAGCCAGCGGAGGGAGAGGAGCAUUUGUGGCAUUUCUGUGACCUCUGCCAGAGGUCAGUGCCGCCAAGGUCGUGGCACUGCAAGACCUGCAAAACUUGCAUUCUGAAGCGGGAUCACCAUUGCAACUUUGUGGGCAACUGUGUGGGCCACAACAACCAUCGGUACUUUCUGUGGUUCUCGUUCUACGCGACCAUCGGCAGUCUACUGGCCCUCGCCGAUAAUACUUUGCUCGCCAAUAAGUACGACAUUGGAAUCAUGGAUAUAAUUACGAUUAAUUUCAUUAUCUAUGAGGAGUUCAUGAACCCUGGUACCCAUGAUUUGGGCCUUCAUAUCGGCGUAAGAAUGCUCUUGGGCAUGAACUUUGUGGCUAUCGCACUUCCGGGCUGCCUUGCAGUCACAACACUAAUGACCAUCCGAUAUAACUCGGUGAUGUAUAAAACCUUUGAUAAAACUUACGAUCUGGGUUUGUGGAAAAACAUAGCUGAGGUCCUGGGACGUCGUCGAUUAUGGACCCUCCUAUCGCCCAGCAUCAAGAGUCCUCUGCCCCACAAUGGCACCCAAUGGCAAUCGAAGAAUAGCGUCUAGCUUUAUUUUAUUAUCGUUGUUGUCACAGAUUAUACUUUACUUUGCAUCCCACA
Molecule: messenger RNA, 1028 nt
Organism: Drosophila takahashii
Lineage: Eukaryota; Metazoa; Arthropoda; Insecta; Diptera; Drosophilidae
Product: probable palmitoyltransferase ZDHHC24
Molecular function (GO): palmitoyltransferase activity
Source: RefSeq, a predicted model, not a curated record